Sarcophilus harrisii (Tasmanian devil) is the source of this 1033-nucleotide messenger RNA. RefSeq names its product TATA-binding protein-associated factor 2N-like. The transcript has 3 exons. The coding region runs from base 1 to 780 and encodes 259 amino acids. NCBI's taxonomy places the organism in Eukaryota, Metazoa, Chordata, Mammalia, Dasyuromorphia, Dasyuridae. The record is from RefSeq and is a predicted model, not a curated record.
AUGCUAGAGCUGGAAGAACGACGGUUGAGGCAAGACGUCAGCGCGCAUUUAAGUGCCCGCCAGACAGCGCCGUGCUGGGGAUGGAGAAAGCGCCUGCCUCCGGGCAGCUCCCGGCUUCUCGGGAAAAACCGAACAGCGACGCGCAGACAGAAGUGCAGGAUAAAUGGGAGGGACGCUUCCUGCGCAGAGUGGGACGGGGCGCCGAGGCCGGAAGGGAAGGAGAGGGGCUGCUGCGGAAGAGCAGGCCCGGGGGCAGGCUUGCGGGCAGGAGGGAGCGCUGUUCGAAGAACAGCGAGGAGAGGAGCCCCGGAAAGGUCCUACGGAGGCCGCCGGGAAAGGUCCUACGGAGGCCGCCGGGAAAGGUCCUACGGAGGCCGCCGGGAAAGGUCCUACGGAGGCCGCCGGGAAAGGUCCUACGGAGGCCGCCGGGAAAGGUCCUACGGAGGCCGCCGGGAAAGGUCCUACGGAGGCCGCCGGGAAAGGUCCUACGGAGGCCGCCGGGAAAGGUCCUACGGAGGCCGCCGGGAAAGGUCCUACGGAGGCCGCCGGGAAAGGUCCUACGGAGGCCGCCGGGAAAGGUCCUACGGAGGCCGCCGGGAAAGGUCCUACGGAGGCCGCCGGGAAAGGUCCUACGGAGGCCGCCGGGAAAGGUCCUACGGAGGCCGCCGGGAAAGGUCCUACGGAGGCCGCCGGGAAAGGUCCUACGGAGGCCGCCGGGAAAGGUCCUACGGAGGCCGGAGAAGGUUUCCUUUGAUCCUGAGUGGGGGAGGGGAGAGAUAGGAGAGUCAAAGAAGGAGACAGAAGGAAGCAGUAACACACACACACACACACACGUUUCCGCUGCACAUGUUUUUUUCUCUUCCCCUUCACGGAAGAUCUGGCGAGUUAAGGCCGUUUGCAACACUUCCCGCAGGGAUGGCAACGACCAAGGCCCCAGAGGGCGAGAAAAAGGGCCUUAGCACCCCCGCCCCUUGCACAAGGCAAACCGCCUAACGCUGUUUACAGGCCAGGGAGGGAGGCGUGAUGAGCGUGG